Molecule: messenger RNA, 2076 nt
Organism: Aspergillus terreus NIH2624
Lineage: Eukaryota; Fungi; Ascomycota; Eurotiomycetes; Eurotiales; Aspergillaceae
Product: tryptophan synthase
Exons: 3
Coding region: 1-2076 (691 amino acids)
Biological process (GO): L-tryptophan biosynthetic process
Cellular component (GO): cytoplasm
Molecular function (GO): tryptophan synthase activity
Source: RefSeq, a predicted model, not a curated record
AUGGAGCAUCUCAAACGAACCUUUGCACAGGACAAACAGGGAUCGCGACCUGCGUUGGUCACCUAUGUUACAGCUGGCUUUCCGACUCCAGAGGAGACCCCAGGGAUCUUACUGGGCAUGCAGGCCGGAGGUUCUGACAUCGUCGAGCUUGGACUCCCUUUCACGGACCCAAUUGCGGACGGACCAACUAUUCAAAGGUCUAAUUCGAAGGCGCUCGAAAAUGGAGUCACGGUAUCGUCAAUGCUGGAGAUGGUCAAAGACGCAAGAAGAAGAGGCUUGACGAUACCCGUACUGUUCAUGGGCUACUAUAACCCACUACUUCGCUAUGGCGAGUCGGAAAUACUAGCUGAUUGCAAUGAGGCGGGAGUAAACGGGUUCAUUAUCGUCGACUUGCCGCCAGAGGAAGCAGUCAGGUUCCGCAACGGGUGUACGAGAACAGGCUUAUCAUAUGUGCCGCUGAUUGCACCCUCGACUACGGAAGAGCGCAUGAAGCUCCUCUGUGGAAUGGCCGACUCCUUCAUUUACCUUGUUUCGCGGAUGGGAGUCACUGGCGCCGCAGGUACAUUGAACAAUGAGCUGCCCGAUCUUAUCAAAAAGGUCAAGUAUCUCUCAGGAAAUGUGCCUAUUGCGGUCGGGUUUGGGAUUAGUACUCGCGAACAAUUCCUCAACGUCACCUCCAUGGCCGAUGGCGCCGUCAUUGGUAGCAAAAUCAUAACGACUCUUUCUGACGUGCCUUUUAGUCGGUCAGCAGAGGCAGUGGAAGAAUACUGCAUGGAAAUCAAAGCCAGAAAAGCGAGGCAGCUCCCCGAGCCCCCGUUUCAUCUGAACGGUGACACUACAGAAUGCGCCUCCACAGAGAAGGCAGUCCCAAGCGCCGGGGUGGGCAGAUUUGGGGGCUUUGGUGGCCAAUAUGUCCCCGAGGCGUUGACUACAUGCCUAGCGCAACUGGAGAAGGAGUUCGAUGCCGCUAUCAACGACCCAGAGUUCUGGAACGAGUUUCGCUCGUACUAUGAGUAUUUGGGCCGUCCAUCCAGCUUACACCUAGCAGAUCGGCUGACGCAACACACAGGCGGCGCGAACAUCUGGCUGAAGCGGGAAGAUCUUAACCACACCGGGUCUCAUAAGAUUAACAACGCACUCGGCCAGGUGUUAAUAGCUCGUCGUCUGGGAAAGACUGAGAUUAUUGCCGAGACGGGGGCAGGCCAGCACGGCGUCGCGACAGCGGCAUUAUGUGCCAAGUUCGGUAUGAAAUGCACUGUCUAUAUGGGCGCGGAAGAUGUGCACCUGCAGACUCACAACGUCCUCCGUAUUCGUCUGUUAGGGGCAACUGUUGUUCCUGUCGGGACGGGAUCCCGUACACUCCGGGAUGCGGUUAAUGAAGCCUUUCGCGCGACUAUCGUCAACCUUGACACAACCUACCAUGUGAUUGGCUCCGCUAUUGGCCCCCAUCCAUUACCUACUAUUGUCCGGACGUUCCAGUCUGUGAUUGGGAACGAGACAAGGGCUCAGCUGCAGAGAAAGAUCGGCCGACUCCCAGACGCUGUAGUCGCAUGUGUCGGAGGUGGUUCGAACGCAGUGGGAAUGUUCUCUCCUUUUUCUGGUGAUCGAUCAGUUGAAUUAGUAGGCGUGGAAGCUGCCGGUAAAGGGCUGGAUACUCCACGGCAUUCGGCGGCGUUGUCUGGAGGCAGCGUGGGAGUCUUACAUGGGGGCCGGACAUACGCCCUACAGGACCAACACGGGCAGAUUUCCGAGACGCAUUCUGUGUCAGCUGGGCUAGGUUACCCUGGGGUCGGGCCAGAACUGGCAAGCUGGAAAGACAAUGGGAGAGCGACGUACAUCGCUGCCACUGAUGCUCAGGCAUUCGAAGGGUUCAGACUUUUGACUGAACUCGAGGGCAUAAUACCUGCACUAGAAACCUCCCACGCAGUGUGGGGAGCUGUUGAGACGGCGAGAAGAUUAGGCCAUGGGAAGGACUUGGUGCUUUGCGUAAGUGGACGAGGGGACAAAGAUGUGCAGACUGUAGCGGAGGAGUUGCCCCAGAUUGGUUCCCAGAUCGGAUGGGAUCUACGGCUUUAA